GCGCAGAGCUCGGGUGUCUGGUCCUCCCGCGCCGCCGCUGUGUGCGGAGACGAACCGGGACGCAGCCGGGACCCAGCCGCUCCUCCGCGGGACCCACCGCCACCGGCAGCCCCGCACAGCCGGCCCCAAGAGGACUUUGUAGCCUGUGCCUCCCGCCUGUCGGAACGCUGAGGCCACCUGCGAGCAGAUGGAGCUGGACCACAGGACCACCGGCGGCCUCCACACCUACCCUGGGCCCCGCGGCGGGCCGGUGGCCAAGCCCAACGUGAUCCUGCAGAUCGGUAAGUGCCGAGCGGAGAUGCUGGAGCACGUGCGGAGGACCCACCGGCACCUGCUGACGGAAGUGUCCAAGCAGGUGGAGCGGGAGCUGAAGGGGCUGCACAGGUCGGUGGGCAAGCUGGAGAACAACCUGGACGGCUACGUGCCCACCAGCGACUCGCAGCGCUGGAAGAGGUCCAUCAAGGCCUGCCUGUGCCGCUGCCAGGAGACCAUAGCUAACCUGGAGCGCUGGGUCAAGCGGGAGAUGCACGUGUGGCGCGAGGUCUUCUACCGGCUGGAGAGGUGGGCUGACCGCCUGGAGUCCAUGGGCGGCAAGUACCCGGUGGGCAGCGAGCCUGCCCGCCACACUGUCUCCGUGGGCGUCGGGGGUCCCGAGAGCUACGGCCAAGAGGCUGACACCUACGAUUACACGGUCAGCCCCUACGCUGUCACCUCGCCGCCAGCCGCGGGCGCGCUGCCGGGGCAGGAGGCCACGGAGGCCCAGCAGUACCCGCCCUGGGGUCCGGGAGAGGACGCGCAGCCCAGUCCUGGCGUGGACACGCAGAUCUUUGAGGACCCGCGGGAGUUCCUCAGCCACCUGGAGGAGUACCUGCGGCAGGUGGGCGGCUCGGAGGAGUACUGGCUCUCACAGAUCCAGAACCACAUGAACGGGCCGGCCAAGAAGUGGUGGGAAUACAAGCAGGGGUCGGUGAAGAACUGGGUGGAGUUCAAGAAGGAAUUCCUGCAGUACAGUGAGGGCACGCUGUCCCGAGAGGCCAUCCAGCGGGAGCUGGACCUGCCACAGAAGCAGGGCGAGCCGCUGGACCAGUUCCUGUGGCGCAAGCGGGACCUGUACCAGACGCUCCACGUGGACGCCGAGGAGGAGGAGAUCAUCCAGUAUGUGGUGGGCACCCUGCAGCCUAAGCUCAAGCGGUUCCUGCGCCCACCGCUGCCCAAGACCCUGGAGCAGCUCAUUCAGAAGGGCAUGGAAGUGCAGGAUGGCCUGGAGCAGGCGACCGAGUCCUCCAGCCCCCACCUGCCCCCUGAGGAGGAGAGCGAGGCCCUCACCCCAGCCCCCACCAGCGAGUCCGUAGCCAGUGACCGGACCCAGCCCGAAUAGAGGGCACUGGAUACCUCUGCACCCCGGCCACCGUGGCCUUUGCCCACCAGGACUUUUGAGUCGGCUGACCCCGAAGGAGGAACCCUCACCCUUGCCCAGCUGGGCACCCACCUCAGCCUCCCAGCCUGACUCACACAGACACAUGUCAUCCAGAUGUGGGCAGUGUGCUUCAAACAGCAAAGGAGUCCCCCUUCCCUGCAGGGCCCUGCCCCUUACCCUCCCUCUGUCUGUCUUCCCUGGCCCUGGCCGGCCUGAGCUGGUGACGCCCCCUCCACACUCUCAGGCCAUGACAGCUUCCUUAUUCUGCUUAAUGCCCAGGCCCUCUGGGCACCCAGAAACUAAGAGUCCAGGUGGCACAGGCCAGCAGGCCCCAAGCUCAAGGGACACCCCAGAGCAGAAGCCCAGCUGGAAACAGUUCCCCGGUGGCCUGGGCUUCGGGGAUGCCCCCUCUCCUGGCAGUCGCUGCGCAGCCGGCUGGCACCCCGCAGCCACCCACGGCAGCUGGCCAGCCUCAGGCAGUGUGGCUCCCUCCUUCUAGAGGAGAGCCAGAGCCGAAAACGCAGCAGCAGCAGCAGCAGCAGCGGCAGCAACAGACCUGGUGUCCUGAUGCCUCCUGGCCCCUCAGCCUGCAGAGGGACCGAGCCCUGCUCGAUGACUCACUGUGGCAGGCGGAAGGUCCCACAGGGCCCGAGUCCUCAGACCUGGCUGAGGCAGCAGCCGGCCCUUGGAGCCAGGAUAGUGACAACAGGUCUCCAGGCUCCCCAGAGCCUUGCUGCUGUGCUGGGCACUGCCCCCCUCCUCCCCCUGCAAGCUGCCAGCAUGGGAGGAGAAGUCCGAGGCCAGAGAGAAAGUGGCCACAGAGAGGCGGGGCCCCGGCAGGGAGCCGGUGGUGAAGAUGGGCCAGUGUGAGGGCCAGGGCCUGCCACUGUGCCUGCCCCGCUGGCCGCCCACCUGCCCGCCCCAGGGCCACUGUGGCUGGAGUUGAGGUCGGCUACCCCAGGCUUGGUCUCACUUCCGCUCCAGCCCAAGAAUCCCUGCCUACUGCGCAGCCAUCCUGUCCUGCCGGAGCUUUCCAAGAGUCUUGGGGCUGAGCUCACAACCCCUGCCCCUACCAGGUGGUCCCAAGCCCAGCCCCAGGAGUUCCAGAAGCCUUUGCUCCUGGGGCUCAUUCGGGCUCUCUUUUGCCCAGGCCUGGACCCCCACCUCCGCCGGCACCAAAACCUUGGUGCUGGCUGGCUACUAAUAUCUGCAGCCCCAGCAGGCCUUGGUUGGGGGUCCCCCUUUCUGCCUGUUCCCUGGGGGUUCUCAGAUUCGGGGGACUGACAUCUGCAGGGAACUCUACCAGCCCCUCCAUCCGUGCCCUGCCAGCCCUCCAGCCCCAGAUUUUAUUUUUGCGCAUAAGCCAUAACCCAUACUCCCGGGCUGGCCCAGGCUGCAGGGAGGCCCCAGGGUCCACGAGAGGGCGUGGCCAACCUUGCCCUUGUGCCCCCCACGGAUCAAGCCUUGAGUGCCAGGCCAGGCUGUGUGUACCCCUGCCACCUCACCUGAAGACAGACUCUUUUUGUAAGAUUUUUAAUAAAACACUGAAACUUCUUGA
Camelus dromedarius (Arabian camel) is the source of this 2975-nucleotide messenger RNA. It is a transcript of the gene ARC, whose product is annotated as activity regulated cytoskeleton associated protein. Gene Ontology annotation, biological process: regulation of neuronal synaptic plasticity; cytoskeleton organization; positive regulation of AMPA receptor activity. Gene Ontology annotation, molecular function: mRNA binding. Gene Ontology annotation, cellular component: cytoplasm; plasma membrane; actin cytoskeleton. The record is from RefSeq and is a predicted model, not a curated record. Bases 188 to 1378 code for a protein of 396 amino acids. The transcript has 3 exons. Lineage: Eukaryota; Metazoa; Chordata; Mammalia; Artiodactyla; Camelidae.